This is a messenger RNA of Besnoitia besnoiti, 483 nucleotides long. RefSeq lists its product as uncharacterized. The coding region runs from base 1 to 483 and encodes 160 amino acids. The transcript has a single exon. The record is from RefSeq and is a predicted model, not a curated record. Lineage: Eukaryota; Apicomplexa; Conoidasida; Eucoccidiorida; Sarcocystidae.
AUGGAGACCCACGUCUUCUCUACAGGGGAUCGGUGGCGCCGGCCGCGGAUCGCGGGGGCUCUUGUGAAGGCGCCUCGGCGAGCCUCAUGCAAACGAGUGAGUCUCUUCUGUCUCUUUACCUUUCUGAGUCCCGUAGGUCUACUCCUCUGUGCCCGUGCUCCUCACCACUUGUGCCUUGCUACACUCUCGAUCCGUCUCGUAGGCGCAGAGACGAUGCUCGCCGAAGUCGUGCGGCGCGCCAAGGAUUUAGUGGGUCAGCAGUGGAGGAACGGGUCACGGCAGAUUGCGGAGCGCUUCGACGUCUCCCACAGUUACCUGAAGUCUGUUCUUCCUCAGCACGAUGCUGUGGGACUCGAAAACUACAAGAUGAUCGCGGACCGGUACGCGGAACUGACAGAGGAAACCCGCGCGUCAGUCGGGGCGCGGCACUUUGAGGAGAUCAGCAAGCGUAAUGGUCACUAUCAACAGAUUCUCCUCGAGUAA